Verticillium dahliae VdLs.17 is the source of this 1449-nucleotide messenger RNA. RefSeq lists its product as uncharacterized. The transcript is spliced from 3 exons. NCBI's taxonomy places the organism in Eukaryota, Fungi, Ascomycota, Sordariomycetes, Glomerellales, Plectosphaerellaceae. The record is from RefSeq and is a predicted model, not a curated record. The coding region runs from base 196 to 1449 and encodes 417 amino acids. Gene Ontology annotation, biological process: protein dephosphorylation. Gene Ontology annotation, cellular component: nucleus. Gene Ontology annotation, molecular function: protein tyrosine/serine/threonine phosphatase activity.
AUCUCAUCAGGUCUCAAUAAAAAUCAGAGGACUUUCAUGCCAUGACAAUUGAUCUGUCCCAUCCUCUACAACACAUCUAACGUUGUCCACUUCGCUACCCUACGUCACCUGCACACCCCACCACGCUAAGUGAGGGGUAAAACUCCUUCCCCUGAAGCCGUCACCAGAUGCAACAGCCACACAUUUGUGUUGCACAUGGAAACGCUCGACUACUCGACACGCGCCGACAUCACCGACGACAUUGCCGGAUCUCUCAGAAAGAGCUGCGUCGAGAUGGCCUUGAAUCGCAUCGAUGGCGACGAGGAGCUUUACGUGGGAGGAAUUUUUGCUCUCAAACGUCCAACCGCUCUGAGUGAUCGCGGCAUCACCCACGUCCUUUCCGUGGUGCGGUGCGACCCGUCAGAGGACUGGAGCGCUCAGUACAGACACAAGGUCAUUGAUGUGGAUGACGUGGACGAUGAAGAUUUACUCUACCACCUGCCAGGGGCGGUGAGAUUCAUCGACGAUGCCCUACAUCCGAAGCCUGAAGGGAAGGAAAAGAAAGCAGUGAGAAAUGGCCGCAAGGCUGCAGUAUUGGCAGAUGUCAUUGGCGUCGCAACUGGAGGCGAUGCGACUGGCCCCAGCGACGAUGAAGCCAGUGACGAGCAAGCCGAGGCAGACGAAGAUACAGUAUUCAAAGCCAAGGCUGAUCGUCUUCGUGCUGCCGCCAGUCCCAGCCAGAAAGACACGCCCGCUUUGUCGGCCGACCCACGGUCUGCCGACCCCGAUGCCAUAACGCCUGUGCCUGCCAUCGAGCACCUGUCUCUCUCAAGCGCAGGGAAGCCAGGGGCGGUCUACGUCCAUUGCGCCAUGGGAAAGUCACGCUCCGUCACUGCUGUCGCCGCCUAUCUCCUCUUCAAGCACCCCGCUCGCUUUGGCCAACGGCCCGCAGCGACCGAGAUUCAUUCCUCCGUGAGUUCGACGGCCAAGUGGCAGGGGACGAGCGACGCCGCGCGAAAAGCUGUCGAGGCUGUCGUCGCCCACAUCCGCAAGACACGCGAGAUUGCCGAGCCCAACCCGGGCUUCAUCUCGCAGCUCGAGAUGUGGUGGGACAUGGGCUGCCCCGUGAAGGAGGGAGAGCUGGAGAAGCACCAGAUCUACCAGCGCUGGACAUACAAGCGAGAGGUGGAGGAGAGCCUGGCUGUGGGCGAGGCGCCGUCGCGCCUGCGUUUCGAGGAUGAGGAGAGGGCAAAGGGCGGCGCCUCAGCUGGAGGGGCUUCAAAGUGCAGUUGCGGAGGUUGGGUCACGCCAGCGUUUAGCCUCGCCAGAGGCCGCGUGGACGAGGUGCGGGCGUCGGUGGGCGUGGGCGCCGGCACGGGAGCUGAUGCCGAAGCAGCGAGGAGGGCGCAGAGGGCUGCGUUAGGUAUCAGGAUGCCGGCUGGGGCGGGAGGCGGCAAUGGUAGGCUUUGA